AUGUUUUCUACCGUUGGUAGAGCUGGUCUGUUGGCCACAAAAGCGGUAGUAAAUAAUACUCUAGCCGAGAAGACUCCUCUUAUUGCCGGUGCCCUCGUUAAUAAGCGUGAUUAUGCUGCCAAAGCUGCUGGUAAGGGGCAAGGUAAGGUGGUUGCAGUCAUUGGUGCCGUCGUAGACGUACAAUUCGAAGAUAAUCUACCUCCCAUUCUCAAUGCCUUGGAAGUACAGAACCGUUCGCCCAGGCUUGUCCUUGAGGUGGCGCAACACUUGGGAGAGAACACGGUGCGCACCAUCGCCAUGGACGGUACAGAAGGUUUGGUUCGUGGUCAGCCCGUACACGACUCCGGCUCUCCAAUCCGUAUUCCAGUAGGAGCGGAGACGUUGGGCCGCAUCAUCAACGUAAUCGGUGAGCCCAUCGACGAGCGCGGUCCCAUCCCCACCGACAAAACCGCCGCUAUUCACGCCGAAGCGCCCGAGUUUGUCGACAUGUCUGUACAGCAAGAGAUUCUUGUCACUGGAAUCAAAGUGGUAGACUUACUAGCCCCCUAUGCAAAGGGAGGAAAGAUUGGUCUUUUUGGUGGAGCCGGUGUGGGCAAGACUGUACUUAUCAUGGAGCUGAUUAACAAUGUAGCUAAAGCCCACGGUGGUUACUCAGUAUUUGCUGGUGUCGGAGAGCGUACACGUGAAGGUAACGACUUGUACCACGAGAUGAUUGAGUCAGGUGUUAUUUCUCUUAAAGAUAAGACAUCCAAGGUGGCCCUAGUGUACGGUCAGAUGAAUGAGCCUCCAGGUGCCCGUGCCCGUGUUGCUCUAACAGGUUUGACUGUUGCUGAAUACUUCCGAGACCAAGAAGGCCAAGAUGUGCUACUUUUCAUUGACAACAUUUUCCGUUUCACCCAGGCUGGUUCUGAGGUGUCUGCCCUGUUGGGUCGUAUUCCAUCUGCUGUAGGUUACCAGCCUACUCUGGCCACUGACAUGGGUACUAUGCAGGAACGUAUUACCACCACAAAGAAGGGUUCCAUUACAUCUGUACAAGCUAUCUACGUGCCUGCUGAUGAUUUAACUGACCCUGCCCCUGCCACUACCUUUGCUCACUUGGAUGCCACCACUGUACUGUCACGUGCUAUUGCUGAGCUCGGUAUCUACCCAGCUGUAGACCCUCUCGACUCCACCUCACGUAUUAUGGACCCCAACAUUAUUGGUGCUGAGCAUUACAACAUUGCUCGUGGCGUUCAGAAAAUUCUCCAAGAUUACAAGUCACUCCAAGAUAUUAUUGCUAUUUUGGGUAUGGACGAGUUAUCUGAAGAAGACAAGCUGACUGUAGCACGAGCACGUAAAAUUCAGCGAUUCCUGUCCCAGCCUUUCCAAGUGGCAGAAGUUUUCACAGGACACCCUGGUAAACUGGUUCCCCUAGAAGAAACUAUCAAAGGGUUCUCUAAGAUAUUGCAAGGAGAAUAUGACCACCUUCCAGAAGUUGCAUUUUACAUGGUUGGACCUAUCGAAGAAGUUGUUGCCAAGGCAGAAACUUUAGCCAAGAAUGCCUAA
Leptosia nina is the source of this 1545-nucleotide messenger RNA. NCBI's taxonomy places the organism in Eukaryota, Metazoa, Arthropoda, Insecta, Lepidoptera, Pieridae. The record is from the annotation of a GenBank genome assembly.